AUGCGUGGCAUCCUUCAUCUAUUUCUGAUCGUCACAACCUUCGCAGUUGUUGUUCAAUGUCAAGGCGGUGGCGGUAGUCGUAGUUCUCGAAGUAGUAGCUUUUCUCGAAGUCGAAGAAGUAUCAGUUCUUAUCGUUCAUCAAGUCCAUGCACAGGUGAUGCAUGUCCUCCUGAACACAAUCCUACGAUCGGAUACGCAAUUAUAGGCACUGUAGGCAUCGUAUUUUUAUUCAUUGCCUAUAAAUCAAUAACCAGUGGCACACCAUCACAAUCAAAUACCGCUUAUGUAAACUUGCCAUCGACCGAUAACCAAAAUGUCGAUAGAAAUCCAUUUGAAUCAGGACUUUGGUCGAACCGGUAUUAUCAAUACAACUCAUGGCAUGGACCUUUUCAUUUUAGACUUUUAUUCGAUCCCGAAACACCAACAGUAACGGGCAAUGGAAUUGAUGAUGUCGGAGAGUAUGAAAUCGAAGGGAUGUAUUCGAGAAAAAGCAAUCGAAUGGGUUUAAUCAAGAACUAUCGACAAGGCACGGGUGAUCGAACGCAAAAUCUCGGACACAAUGUGACGAUUCAAGUGGCUUGGAACGAAACUCAGCAGCAGUUUGAGGGAAAAUGGUUCGUAAAAACAAGCAAAUACAGAGGUGAAGAUAAAUUCGAACUGAAAUUUGAACAAAAUAUUAAAAUGAAAGAUUAUUAA
Messenger RNA from Adineta ricciae, 696 nucleotides. The record is from the annotation of a GenBank genome assembly. Lineage: Eukaryota; Metazoa; Rotifera; Eurotatoria; Adinetida; Adinetidae.